Messenger RNA from Mauremys reevesii (Reeves's turtle), 1645 nucleotides. Its product is annotated as transcription factor CP2-like protein 1. Gene Ontology annotation, cellular component: nucleus. The record is from RefSeq and is a predicted model, not a curated record. NCBI's taxonomy places the organism in Eukaryota, Metazoa, Chordata, Testudines, Geoemydidae. Bases 53 to 1498 code for a protein of 481 amino acids. Gene Ontology annotation, molecular function: DNA-binding transcription activator activity, RNA polymerase II-specific; RNA polymerase II cis-regulatory region sequence-specific DNA binding. The transcript is spliced from 15 exons. Gene Ontology annotation, biological process: regulation of transcription by RNA polymerase II.
GCGCCCCUCGCUCAGAGCUGGGGACUUUUCUAUCCAGCCUCACGCCCUCACCAUGCUGUUCUGGCACAGCCAGCCCGAGCACUACUGGCCGGGGCCAGGGGAGAUGUACCCCUGCUCCGGCGGCAAUCUGCUCAGGGAGUCCCUGGCGCUGCCCUUCCUGAAGCAGGAGGAGCAGAACAACAUCUCUACGUCGGCCGAGCUGCACUGCCCGGCCUUCCAGUACGUGCUCUGCACCCCCACCUCGCCCGCCAUCAAACAGCACGAGGAGACCCUCACCUACCUCAACCAAGGCCAGUCCUACGAGAUCCGGAUGCUGUGCAACCCCAAGCUGGGCGACUUCUCCGAGUGCCGGAAGCUGCUGAAGAGCGUGGCCAGGGUGGUGUUUCACGACCGGCGCCUGCAGUACACGGAGCACCAGCAGCUGGAGGGAUGGAGGUGGAACCGCCCCGGCGACCGCAUCCUGGACAUCGACAUCCCCCUGUCUGUCGGGGUGCUGGAGCCGCAUAUCCACCCCACCCUGCUGAACACGGUGGAGUUCCUCUGGGACCCUACCAAGAGGACGUCCGUCUUCAUGCAGGUUCACUGCAUCAGCACCGAGUUCACGCUGCGCAAGAACGGGGGUGAGAAGGGCGUCCCCUUCCGCAUCCAGAUCGACACCUACAAGGCCAACGAGAAGGGCGAGCAUGUGGAUCACCUGCAUUCGGCCAGCUGCCUCGUCAAAGUGUUCAAGCCCAAGGGAGCAGACAGGAAACAAAAAACUGACCGGGAGAAAAUCGAGAAACAGUCACCGCAGGAGCGAGAAAAAUACCAGCCUUCCUAUGAGAGCACAGUGCUGGCAGAGUGCGGCCCCUGGCCAGAAGCCUCCAGCAGCCCCAACAGUCCCCCAGCCACCCCCGGGCUCCCUUCGCCUCACUCCUUCAAGCUGCUGCCCCCCGAAAGGGGUUGUUCCUCACCCAGCUGCCCCUCAGACAGCCCAGCAGAGAACACGGCCGAGGCUCUCAGUCCCUGUGCCUCCAUCCUGGAAACCCAGCAGUGGCUACACAAGAAUCGCUUCUCCGGUUACUGCAGGAUGUUGGCUAAUUUCACAGGAGCCGACCUGCUGAAGCUUUCCCGCAGUGACCUCAUCCAGAUCUGUGGAGCGGCUGAUGGGAUCCGGCUCUCCAAUGCGCUGAAAGCCAGGUGCGUCCGCCCUCGGCUCACCCUGUACAUGUCCAGGGAGCCCCAAGCCAAUGGCAGAGAGAGCCCCGAGGACUCGCCCCCAGCCACAUACCAAGAGGUCUAUCUGGAAGAACUCACUGCCACAGAACUGACCAAUAAACUGGCAGAGCUGCUCAGCCUCCCGGCCAACCAGAUCCAGCAGGUUUCCAAGCAGGGCCCGACGGGGAUUCACAUCCUCCUCAGUGACCUGAUGGUCAGGAACCUGCCAGAUGAAUCCUGUUUCGUAGCAGCUGUUACCAAAGUGCAGGCUCCAGAAGGCUACCACUUAAUUUUAAGAUAGGCGCAGAGCGACCUAGGACAGUUCAGUGCCGAGAAGCGCAAUGAGAGAAGCGAUGCCAAAUCACUGUCUGGACCCAAGGGAGAUUUCCCCACAAAGCAGCUGGUGAAGAAGCCAACAGGAGGAUUUCCCAGCGAGGCAGUCCCCUCC